Molecule: messenger RNA, 1035 nt
Organism: Sparassis crispa
Lineage: Eukaryota; Fungi; Basidiomycota; Agaricomycetes; Polyporales; Sparassidaceae
Product: Probable glutamine amidotransferase
Exons: 11
Coding region: 1-1035 (344 amino acids)
Source: RefSeq, a predicted model, not a curated record
AUGUGUCGGUUCGUGAUAUACAAGGGAACCUCACCCGUGCAGCUCUCCCAUCUUCUAACGCGACCUUGUCACUCAAUCAUCAACCAAGCUUUCGAUUCAAGGUUACGUUUAGAUAAUAGAAGACCUAUUAAUGGAGACGGCUUUGGCGUUGGGUGGUAUGACUCGACUUACGACGAAGAGCUGGGCAGUCAGCCAUGCAUCUUCACGUCUGUCACACCUGCGUGGAAUAAUGUAAAUCUGGUCCGGUUGGCAGAGAAGAUCAAGUCUCCUCUGGUCUUUGCACACGUCCGUGCUACGACAGCUGGGUCUCUGAGCCUAGACAAUUGCCACCCAUGGUCGUUCGGGAAACUCAUGUUUAUGCACAACGGCGGCAUUGCUGAAUUCCCGAGGAUCAAGAGGAAGCUCCAAACUAGCGUUUCAGACGAGUUGUUCAACAUGGUCACUGGGAACACGGACUCCCAAUGGGCGUUUGCUCUUUUCUUGUCAAAGCUGCCCGAUCCACACGCGACGUCCUUUACUCCAGAGACGUUACGAUGUGCUAUGUUUGAGACUAUCAGUCACAUUAAUGUCUUGACAGAGGAGGCUGGCAUUACCGAGCCGAGCUUGUUGAAUUUUUGUGUAACCGAUGGAGAGAGUGUAAUAGCGACACGCUAUAUAUCCUCACGCCGCGAGGAAGCCGCUUCCCUGUGGUUUUCAUCUGGAACCACCUUCAGUGAAUAUGCCGAAGGUGGUCACUACAGAAUGUCAAAGACGGACAAGCGGGAGAACAUUAUCAUGGUCGCUAGUGAACCGCUCACGUUCGAGAAAGCGGAUUGGAUGGAAAUCAGGACGAACCACAUGGUGGUAAUCACACCUAAGAUGAAUAUCCUCCAGUUCCCCAUUGUCGACAAGUACUACGUACCACCGUCGGACCCUGCUGCAGGUAGCCGAGGGACUGAGUUUGCCGCUGCUAAGGGCUUGCUCAGUCCUCGACGAGAACACAUCCACAGGUCUUUGGAGGCUACAGAGAGCAGUUUUCCCGUCCUUGUCAUUUAG